UGUGUCACCCACUCUAGCUGAAGGACUUAUAAACUGACGUUUGAACACAUCGGACGUUUUUCAAGUGACCAUCUUGUAGAAUUUUAUGAAGGAUAGAGGGGCGAGAGACGUCGCUGAAAGGCACUGGACGCACUGGUCAGUUUUUAAUUAAGGUCAGAGAAGUUACAGCUGUUUACUCCCCCCUUGUCCCGUGACUGCCACUGCCAGUUCAGCAGAGGAUUUCUGAAAACAACAACCUCAAUAAUAGGUCAACUUUAGCAGACUCUAGUGAAUUUCUGAAAACAACAACCUCCAAAAAUAGGUCAAACCUCAGCAGAUUCCAGAAUUGGUUGGGGUAUAGGACGGACUACACCAGGGAUAUAUUGCCACCGAAAUCGUCUCCCAUGAGCCAGUGUAAGCCCGUGGAGAAGGCUGGGUAUCUGGAUGUCAAACAGCCGGCCAAGGGAAGAGGGAUUAGAAUUAAGGCGUGGAAAAGAAAAUGGCUGGUCCUCCAUCAGAUGAGCGAUCUUUCGGCCGGAAAAUUCCUGGCCCGACUCGAGAUUUUUCAAGACGAGGAGGGCAGCCGCAAAAGGCAGGCAGACAAGUUGACGAUGUACUUGGAAAACGUGUGUAGCAUUCAGAGAAUUAAGUCCAAGAGCCACUCGUACGCCUUUGAGAUACAGGAGGACGAGAGUGUGUUGUGUUUGGCCGGGGAGAGCGAGACCGAGGCCCAGGGAUGGAUAAGUGCCCUGAGGAAGAUCUUCUGGCCGGUGACAAUAAAUCCCUACGCUGUGCUGGCGAUACCAGAAAUAUUCGAAGUUUCUUUGAUCGAGAACUCGGACGCACAGCGGCUGUCAUUGUCUGGUCAUUAUUUUCUGACUGUGACCCCUCUCUCCGUGGCCCUACACAGUCCGAAAGAUGGCAGCACCAUACAGACUUGGAAGCUGGCCUGUCUGAAGAGGUUUUACAUGCCAAAUAAAUGCCACCCCGAAGAUUUCAACAAGAUUUUAGUGAUACAAGCUGGAGAGAAUUCCGCCACCGGCAUUGGAGAGUUUCACCUGUUCACUCCAGAAGCACAGUCCCUCCUUCAAACCAUCUUUUCCAACGUGAAUACCGCCAUCCAACAAAAGCGUAUGGGACAACUGCGACCAAGGACGGACACGGAUCCAGACAGUCUUGGACAUUUCACCACGUUGCUAAGCAACAGUCAACUGCCUUCUCAGGAUUCCCCGCCGUUGUCUCGGUCGAUCAUUCAGAGAAGUAGCACCUCGUCGAGUAUCAGCGACGUGCCGCCGCCUACUCCUCCAAGACCAAAGAAACUGACGUUUUCGACUGACAGAAAUUCUGCUCAUGUAGUGUCCUCGCCAGUGUCGAGGUCACCCCCUAGACCAUCAUUUCAAAUAUCACCAGAAGGGCAAUCACCCUCAACGAACUCUGUGACCUCCCCUCCGUUUCGAGUCGGCGAAUGCGAUGUUUCAGACGACGAGGACGAUGACUAUCAUCGUCUGGACUUUAAGGACAAGCCCAAAAAUAGCGGUCCCCCUACGCCGCCUAGACGACAGACGUUUUCCCAAAAUGGCAACCCUUCCCCCGUCCCUAUGUUACAACAUUCCAAAUCUGAUUGUGGGUUAGAAUUCAACGACGUCGCUGACGACGGCUACAGCCAUAUAAACCGUCAGAAAACGGACAGUCCACGGGCGCUCGUUUCGUCUUCCGAUAAACUUCGGGCCAUGUCGACAGGUUCCGCCGUUUCCCAGAGUUCCAACAGUUCCAAGGAUUCCGGUUUGUCAGGCCUCCGAACCCAAAUCUCUUCUGGAGACACUGACGCAGAAACCCGCAAAGAUUCUAAUUGUUCUUCUGGCGACAGUGCGUUCGGCUCAGUGUCAGCAUCAAAUGCAAUGGACAAUUUAGGAACGGACUUAAGCAGGAAAACGGACCUUCAUAGAAAAAUAUCCGUAGCAUCUGGUAUUUAUCACAGUAUCGAUGAUAAUGACACUGACGAUACAGUUUUUAGGGGCGAUGAUGGCCAACGCGGUAAUGACAGCAAUGUAUUAAACGUAGAGCCACAAAAUAUACCAACCUCGGUGAAUGAGGAUGAGGAAGAAGAAAAUGUAUAUGAGGAAUUAGACAGGUAUAAGAAAGACAUCUACAAAUAUCUUGGAAUUACUGACGCACCGUCUUCCGGGCCGCUCACGCCGCCGCCCCCAGCUCUUCCAGAACGGACCAAGUCCACCCCAAAUAGCCCAGACCCUGGGUCAGUAAGCAAGGGUACCCGGAGAAAGAAACGUUGGAAUCCAGCAAAGAAACUCGUUAAAAGAUUAAGCAAAACUGACGAUAAAUUGACCGACGAGUCGACAUCGUCGGAUGAAGAGGGAUUCAGAACUUUGGUCAAUCAGUCGGACGAGCGUGCGUUCCCUGUUCAGUACGGGCGCUCUUUAAGUCACAUGACAGACAACACGUUGUAUGCAGCCGUGUCGAAGACUGCGCCCGUGCACGUGCGCUCGCGGUCAAAUCCCGUGGCUCUGGAAACCAUACCAUCAGAAAACGCAACGCCAUCCGAGUCAUCAAAUGUAACGCCGUGUGCGUCAUCCGCAAAACUUUCAUCUAGUGCGAACUCGAGUGGUGAUUUGUUGAUUGACUUUAGUGAACCUGGAGAGAGUGUUCCGACCAGUUCAGCGUCAGUGGCUCCCCCUUUUAGUGGACUUGACUGGGGCUGGAGCAGCAGUAUCCCACAAUUCCAAACGCCCUCUCCAGCCUUGGAUCCGCGCGAUCCGUUUGACAGUAGUUGGGUGUCGGAGAAUAAUGACAGUUUUUCUUCUUUCGAUGCCAACUGGGCAGACUUUUCAAACGCUGGGUUCAAAGCGGCUGGGAAAACGUCUGGUGCUACGACGCAAUGGCUAAGCGCACCUAACGCAUUCAACUCAACUAGUGUGCUGACUGAAAGUGUUUCUGCCAUAACGUCGCAACUAACAUACUCAACAACUACAAACUGGGUUGCAUUUCCAGAAAUCGAAAGUGAAGCCAAAGAAACAGGGUCGAAACUUGCCGCAGAAAUGAUCGGCGAGGACCAUUACAUGGAUAUGUCGAAGAAGAAUGCUAUUUAUGUAGACAUGAAGUCGGUACCAUCGUCAGAGUUGCUGAAAUUUGACGAACAACUGUACUAACAGAAGCGGCGCAAUUUUGCGUGUAUUGUAGUAAUUUAAUCUUUUGGUGUCUCACGCCAAGGGCUGUUCGCAAAUGUGUACCGUCUUGUUGUUUUGUUAUAUAUUACUACAGAACAAUAAUUUGGAGCUGGUUUUGAAUUAGCCCAUGCUCUAUGUAUUAUAUCUGUUUUCACGUACUUGGUUGUCUUUAAAGUUGUUUAUCAUGGGUUGUAUUAUUCGAGACACUGUAUAUAGAUUUUUUACCUUUAGACUACCCAUUCUACUGUGAUAAUUAGUGAAACAAUAGACACUGCAAAGCUUAUUUGUGAUCUCUCUGUUUUAGCAAACUGGUCCUCUUGGGACUUUCUUUAAUUCUUUUUCCCAUAAGACACACUCCUUUCAGUUUCAUAUGACAUAACGUUUCCUAUCACUUUCAGUUAUUGUUGAAUCUGCACAUCAAUCAAAGCUUCCUUGUGUCAACCCAAUUUAUGUAGCUAUAUUCAAGGUCCCAAAGAUAACCAAAGAUGCCUAUUCAUUAUUUCAUACAAUUUAUUUCAUAUGUAAUAUAUAGGGUGUUACAGAAAUAAGUAUCAUACAUAAAGAAAAUACCCAGUUUUGCUGACAGAUUUUGGCGUCUAUAUUUAUGUACAGUGACGGGGAAAUUUUGUAAAUGAAGCAGUUAAAAUGCAAAAUCCCAUUGAAUCAUUUUUCAUGCUACAGAAUUAAUGCUUACUUUUGUCUGCUGUGAUUUUUAAGAGAUAUGCAUAUGAAAAUUAUAAAUAAAUAUGAUAUACUUGAA
Lingula anatina is the source of this 3921-nucleotide messenger RNA. RefSeq lists its product as uncharacterized. Lineage: Eukaryota; Metazoa; Brachiopoda; Lingulata; Lingulida; Lingulidae. The record is from RefSeq and is a predicted model, not a curated record. Gene Ontology annotation, cellular component: cytoplasm. Gene Ontology annotation, biological process: cell surface receptor protein tyrosine kinase signaling pathway.